This is a messenger RNA of Gavialis gangeticus (Gharial), 13664 nucleotides long. RefSeq names its product lysosomal trafficking regulator (gene LYST). Gene Ontology annotation, molecular function: protein kinase binding. The transcript is spliced from 52 exons. Bases 183 to 11603 code for a protein of 3806 amino acids. Gene Ontology annotation, cellular component: membrane; cytosol. The record is from RefSeq and is a predicted model, not a curated record. Gene Ontology annotation, biological process: intracellular protein localization. Lineage: Eukaryota; Metazoa; Chordata; Crocodylia; Gavialidae.
AAACCUUAAGGCAAUAUUCCCAGAAAAAGUAGUCUUCCAAAGAGAAGAUAAAUGUACUAAAGACUGGGGCAAAAAAAGAAUUCUGGUAAAUAACUUCCAGCUUCAUUCCAACAGUAUAUAGAAGAAUGUACAUUUCUUACUGUCUCCUUGAUGUGUAGCAGUUUGAGGCACUUAUCUCAGACAUGAGCAGUGCCAGUAAUUCCCUGGCACGUGAAUUUUUGACAGAUGUCAACCGUCUCUGCAGUGCAGUGGUCCAGAGGGCAGAGGCCAGGGAAGAAGAAGAGGAGGAAACUCACAUGGCAGCUCUUGGACAAUACCUUGUUCAUGGCCGUGGAUUUAAUUUGCUUACCAUGCUCAACUCAAUUAUUGAUCAGGAGCUGACAUGUCGAGAAGAACUCCUAACUCUCCUUCUCUCACUUCUGCCACUGGUGUGGAAAAUACCUGUCCAAGAAGAAAAAGCAAUAGCAGGUUUCAGACUGCCCUUCACAGUUGAUGUAUGCCUGACCAAAGAGACAAAUUCAGGUUCUCUGAAAUCCACUCAGGAAAAAAUAAGUUUAGAAGGAAACUCUCCUCCAUCUCUUCAGCCUUCUGGAAAAAUAUAUCCCUUCUCUCGAAAAAGUAGGCGUCAGCGCAAGACUACCCACCGUUAUUCAGUGAGAGAUGCAAGAAAAUCUCAGUUAUCUACUUCAGAUUCUGAAGGCAAUUCAGAUGACAAGACUACCAUAAUGAUAAAACACAGGCGGUCCCAAUUCUUGCAGCCUUUUGUAAUGUAUCCACCCAGGGACAACUUCUUUGCAGGUCUGUGUGAUCAGCCAUCAGCAGAAGCAGUACCAAAUGCUAAUCCUGAUGCUAUGAAUUCAGAAAAGUCUAGACGAGACAUUCCAGCACAUGAACUAAAUCCUGAGGUUUUAAGUGAGCCAGCUGCAGCUACUGUUAUCGCCAGCAUGGACAAUUCUCCAUUUGACUUGUGCCAUGUCUUGUUGUCACUGUUAGAAAAAGUAUAUAAAUUUGAUAUUACCUUGAAUCACAGUUCUGCCCUUUCAGCGAGUGUAGUACCUACAUUAACAGAAUUCUUGUCAGGUUUUGGAGACUGUUGCAAUAUAAAUAGUUCUGCAGAAAGUGAAGUGGUUUCUGUAGGCUGGACAGAAGAACCUGUGGCAUUAGUUCAAAGAAUGCUCUUUAGAACAGUGCUGCAUCUUAUGUCCUUAGAUAUUAGCUGUUCUGAGUCAAUGCCUGACAACUUGAGAAAAAAUCUAAUAGAUUUGCUUAGGGCAGCUUUAAACAUCAGAAUUGCUUUGGAAAAGCAGUCUGAUCCUUUUGCUCCAAAGCAAAAGAAAACACUACAGGAGGUUCAGGAUAACUGUGUAUUCUUGAAGUAUUGUCACAGAGCCCUUAUUUUACCUGAGCUGCUAGAAGGGGUUUUGCAUAUUCUGAUCUGUUGCCUUCAGAGCGCAGCCUCUAACCCAUUCUACUUUAGUCAAGCUAUGGAUCUGUUUCAUGAGUUCGUACAACAUCAAGGAUUUAAACUCUUUGAAAUGGUAGUCCUUCAGAUGGAAUGGUUGGUCACAAAGGAGGAGGGAAUAACUAACGAAGCGUCAGAGCAUCUAAAAGAACUAAUUAAUAGCAUUAUGAAAAUAAUCAGCACUGUCAAAAAAGUGAAAUCAGAGCAGCUUCAUCAGUCAAUGUGUACGCGAAAGAGGCAUAGGCGAUGUGAGUAUUCUCACUUCAUGCAUCACCACAGAGAUCUUUCAGGGCUUCCAGUUUCUGCUUUUAAAAACCAGUUUUCAAAAAACCCCUUUGAGGAGACCAUGGAUGGAGAAGUCUGUUAUCCUGAACGGUGCUGUUGCAUUGCUGUUUGUGCUCACCAGUGCUUGCGUUUGCUGCAACAAGUUUCUUUAAGCAGUACCUGUGUUCAGAUACUGUCAGGUAUGAAUAACGUAGGAAUAUGCUGUUGUAUGGACCCAAAAUCUGUGAUUACACCAUUACUCCAUGCUUCCAAAUUACCAGUAUUAAAAAACUUUCAACAAUAUGUUUUGAGCAUCCUUAACAAGUUUAUAUUGGAUCAAUUGGGUGGAGCUGAAGUAUCUCAAAAAAUUGUACAGGCAGCCUGCAAUAUUUGCACAAUUGACUGUGACCAACUUGCUGAAUUAGAAGAGACUAUGCAAGGCAACUCUCCCGAUGCAGGCCCUGCAUCCAGUUUUUCAGGUUCCUCUUACAGGUUUCAAGGGAUCUUACCUACUAAUGGAUCUGAAGAUAUGUUGUUGAAAUGGGAUGCUUUGGAGGCUUACCAGGAUCUUAUUUUUGAAGAAGACAAAUUAUGCAGUGUGCAGAUAGCGACCCACAUUUGUCACUUAAUCCAAAAGGGCAAUGCUGUGGUUCAGUGGAAGCUAUAUAACUAUAUAUAUAACCCAGUGCUGCAGAGAGGAGUUGAGUUAGCCCAUCACACCCAGCAACUAGGUGUAACUACAGCGUGCAGUCACAUAUGCACCUAUCAUAGCCAAUAUUUGCCUCAGGAAGUACUUCAGAUUUAUUUACAGACACUGCCUGCAUUAUUUAAAUCCAGGGUAAUAAGAGACUUGUUUUUAAGUUGUAAUGGAGUAAACCAAAUGACAGAACUAAAUUACUUGGAUUCGGUAAGAGUUCAUUCUCUGAAAGUUUUUGAAACUCUUAUAUUCUCCCUUGGAGACCAGCAGAAAGACCAAGCAAUGCCAGAGUUAGAAGGUUUGAAUAGUGAACAAAAGGAGUCUACUUUGGAUCUACCUGCUUCCUUGUGUAGCCAGCAGAGGAAUUCAGAUGUUCCUCAGAGCCUGAGCAAGUUUUAUGCUGGCCUUAAAGAAGCUUAUCCAAAGAAGAAAAAGUCCAUCAGCCAAGACAUUCAUGUCAACACAAUAAACUUGUUCCUCUGUGUGGCCUUUUUGUGUGUGAGUAAAGAAGCAGAUUGUGAUAGGGAUUCAGCUAAUGAUUCUGAAGAUACUUCAGGCUAUGAUAGUACAGCUAGUGAACCUUUGAGUCACAAGCUACCAUGUCUGUCACUAGAAAGCCUUGUUUUACCUUCCCCAGAGCAUAUCCACAGAGCAGCAGACAUUUGGGCUAUGUGUCGUUGGAUCUAUUUGUACAGUUCAGUUUUCCAGAGGCAGUUCCAUAGAUUGGGUGGCUUUGAAGUAUGCCAUAAGUUGUUGAUUAUGAUUAUCCAGAAACUUUCCAAAAAUAAAGAAAAGCAGCAAGAAAAAAAGGAGGGACUUUUUACUGAAAACGGUAAAAAUGUGAAUGGGAGUCCUCGAAUUGAGCCUGUUUUCAAAGAAGCCUUGUCUCAUGUGACUAAGAAAAAUAAGUUGGCAUCAACAGAGGUUCAUAGUCUGGUUGAAAAUUCUGAGGCUACAAGACAACUAGUGUCUGAACAUAUUUCCAGUGACCACUCUUUUAGUGUGGAACAAAUUUCAGGUACUCCUGUUCAUCCUGAACUAGAAGCUUCUGAAAGACAAGAGAAUGAGUGGGCAUUUCAGAGUAUAAGACUUUUGGAAGCUCUCCUGACUAUUUGUCUACAUGGUGUAAAUAAUAUGCAACAGAAGUUGGAAAUGGAGAUGCCUCACCAGAACGUGUGUGUGGAAGAUAUAUUACUUGAAAUACGGGACCAGCUCACUCAGGCAAAAGUUGUUGAAACUGACUUGGCAAAACCACUCUUUGAUUCACUGCUUCAAGUUGCACUGGGCAAUUUUUCUGCUGAUCUGGAUAAUUCUGAAGAAAAAACUGAGAAGGACCAACAAACUGAAAAGGAGUCUGUGCCACAGUCAGGGGAUCUUUCAGAGGAAACUGAGGAAUCACAGUGCUGUAGUUUGAAACUCUUUGUUGAAGAAGAAGGCUAUGAAGCAGAUAGUGAAAGUAACCCUGAUGACAGUGAAACCAAAGAUGAAGGAGCAGACACUAAAUCAGAAGCAGGAUGCAGUGGUCCUUCAAGUUAUUCCAGUGACCUAAUUGAAAGCCUCAAUCAAGGAGAAUUAAUAUAUCCUGAAAUCUGCAUGCUAGAAUUAAACUUGCUUUUGGCUGGUAACCCAAGUCUAGAUGUGCUUGCCCACGUUUUUGAGAGUUUCUUGAAAAUCAUCAGACAAAAGGAAAAAAAUGCCACUUUACUCAUGCACCAGGGAGUUGUAAAAAAUCUUUUGGGAGGAUUCCUAAACAUAUUGACACAGUCAGACUCCAAUUUGUAUGAAUGCCAGGUAGUGCUGGUGGAUCUGCUGGAUUCUUUGAUGAGCUCAAGGACAUCCUCAGAAGAGUUAACCCUUCUCUUGAGGAUCUUUUUGGAAAAAACACCCUGUACAGAGAUACUACUUCAGGGUAUACUGAAGAUUGUGGAAGCUAAUAUCUAUGUGAGCCCAUUACAGUAUCUCACCUUUCCUUUGCUACACAUCCCAAAUUUAAGUAGCAGCUCUUCACAAAAAUCUGCUAGCAUUCUGAACAGCAAGGCCAUUGGUUUAUUAAAAAGAGGAAAGCUUUCACAGAGCAAGAAAGAAGCAGGUGGUGAGAAUUUGACUCACCAGCUUCUUUCUUCUUGGCAUGUAGCCCCAAUCCAUUUGCCUUUGGUUGGACAAAACUGUUGGCCACACAUGUCUGAGGGCUUCAGUAUCUCAUUGUGGUUUAAUGUGGAGCAUGUUCAAGAAAUGGAAAGUCCUACAGAGAAAGGGAAGAAGACAAAGAAAAGAAGCAAACCACUAAUUUUACGAGACAGCAACUUUGAUAGCACAAAAGAAAGCAAACCUGUAGGCUUUGAGAGCCUAAGCUUGGGAGACAAACUUGUUGAAGAUGGCUGCAUUCAUAUAGUUUCAUUGGGCUCCAAAGCACUGAUGAUGCAAGUUUGGGCUGAUUUGAACACUGGCGCUUUCAUUUUUCGUAUGUGCAUAGAUCCAAAUGAUGAAAUGAAAGCUGGCCUGCUGGCACAGGCUGAAUCUCCAGAUAAUGUUUUCCGUAUAGGCAAGUGGCAGCAUUUGGCAUUAACAUAUUUGCAGCAGCCAGAAGGCAAGAAGAAUAUACAUGGAAAACUGUCACUAUGGGUCUCUGGUCAGAGAAAACCUGAUAUUGGUUUAGAUUAUGCACUACCAAGGAAAACAAGUUUGUCAUCUGACAGUAAUAAGACCUUUUGUAUGCUCGGCCACUGUACAUCAUCCCAAGAAGAAAUGUUCCAAUUGGCUGGGAAGUGGCAUCUGGGAAACCUGCUUCUUUUUAAUGGUGCAAAAAUUGGUCCAGAGGAAGCAUUCUACCUAUAUGCCUGUGGACCAGACUUUACCUCUGUAAUGCCUUGUAAAUAUGGCAAAACCUCAUUUGAUUAUUCCAAAUACAUAAGUAAAGACAUUCUACAGUGUGAACAAAUUAAGGAACUUUUCAUGACAAAGAAAGAAGUGGAUGUUGGGCCUUUAAUUGAAAGUCUUGCUGUUGUUUAUACCACUUGUUGUCCUGCUCAAUACACAAUCUAUGAACCUGUUAUUAGAUUAAAAAGUCAAGCGAAAAGUGUACCUGCUCAAAGACCUUUCAGUUCAAAAGAAGUUCAAAGCAAUGAAUUGGACCCUCAUCACCUGAAAAUGCUUCAGCCUAUUGAAUGCAAAACUCUUCAGGGUAUACUGCAUGAGAUUGGAGGAACUGGUGCAUUUAUCUUUCUUUUUGCCAGGGUUGUUGAGAUCAGUGAUUCUGAAGAAACACAAGCUUUAGCACUUCAACUUAUACUGUCUUUAACAAAAUACAAUCAACAGAGAAUACAAGAGAUGGAAAACUGCAAUGGAUAUUCCAUGAUUCAUCAGGUGUUGACCAAACCUAAGUGUAUUGUUGGAUUUCGCAUUUUGAAGACACUCCUUGAAGGAUGCUACAGUGAUGAGAUUCUCCAUAUAAAUGAGAGUGGACAAUUCAUGCUCGAUGUAGAUUCCAAUGCGGUAAUCCAAGAUGUCAAAUUGCUAGAAAAACUGUUGCUUGAUUGGAAGAUAUGGUCUAAAGCACAGCAAGGUGUUUGGGAAACCUUGUUAGUAACUCUAGAAAUCCUUAUUAGAGCUGAUCAUCACCAACAGAUGUUUAACAUCAGACAACUAUUGAAAGCUCAAGUGGUACACCGAUUCCUGCUGAUGUGUCAAGUUCUGCAGGAGCACAAAGAAGGGCAUCUUGCAUCCCUACCUCGGGAGGUUUGUAGAUCAUUUGUGAAAAUUAUUGAAGAAGUGCUUGGAUCUCCCCCAGACCUGGAGUUACUGACACUGAUCUUCAGUUUCCUCUUAGCAGUUCACCCUCCUACUAAUACAUAUGUUUGUCACAAUCCCACCAACUUCUACUUUUCCCUGCACAUAGAUGGCAAGAUUUUUCAGGAGAAGGUCCAAUCAAUCAUGUACCUUAGAAAUUUCAGCAGUGGUGGGAAACCAGUGGAGAGUUCUGCAUUUGAAGUUACAAGUCCAGCUGGAUUUACAGCUGCACUACCACAAGGAGGUAUUGCUUCCAAGGUUAGUGUGCCACAGUUAAUGGGCUCUCAGGAACGGCGUUGCAAAAGCCUACCUGCAUCUCCUACUUCCUCACCACAAAUGCAUCCAAAAAGGCUAACUGGGAGUUUGGGCAAGAAUAUUGAUCACCUGCAGGAAGCUGGAGGAGGAAGGACUAAUCUACAGGAAAAAAUCACUUUAAUGGAAAGUUCUGAAACCUUAAAAAGGGUGCAGGAGGAACUUUUUAUCAGCAGCUGUGAGUCUGCGAAAACAGUUUGUGAUUCAGAGUUAACAUCUGCUGAAAUAUUUGUUGACAUUCCAAAAGAAGAAGAACUGUCUGCUAAUGCACCUGACAGCAAAGAAGCUAAUGCAGAUCUGAAACCUAAUGAGGAUGGUGGUGAUACUGAAUCAACAUUGCGCCGUCCUGACCAUCUGAAGGGGCUGCCUUCAUUUCAGAAAAGUCAAAAUAAUUUCCCAGGCUUGGGUUUAGCAUUUUCUGCUCAUAGUGGGCCAUCAACCAUGUCUCGCUGGCCGAGCCUGACAGACAAGAAUGUGCCUCCUGAAGACUGGGAAGGUCUUAACUUUUCUUCAGUCAGUGAGCAGACCCUUAAAAAAUCUGAAAGCCUUGAUGAUAGGUCCACAGAAGAUUUUCUUGUGCUUAUAUGUUGUGGUUUAUAUGACCUCUUGCGUGGAGUACUUUUAAUCCUGCCUGAUAUCAUGCUAGAAGAUGUGAUGGACAAAUUUAUUCAGCCUGAUACUCUUAUAGUUCUUGUGAACCAUCCAUCACCUCUCAUACAACAAGGAGUCAUUAAAUUUUUAGAUGCAUAUUUCAACAGAGCAACUAGGGAACAAAAGGAGAAGUUCUUAAAGAAUCGUGGCUUCUCUUUGCUAGCCAACCAAUUGUAUCUUCACCAAGGAACUCAAGAGGUUGUUGAGUGCUUUUUGGAAAUGCUCUUUGGCCGUUCUCUUGGCCUGGAUGAAGAAUUUGAUCUGGAAGAUGUGAAAAAUGCUGGACUUUUUCAGAAAUGGUGCAUCAUUCCUGUUUUGGGACUUAUAGAAAACUCUCUGUAUGAUAAUGUACUGCUGCAUAAUUCCUUCUGUCUUCUGCUGCAAAUCAUAAAUUCCUGCUCUAAAGUGGCAGACAUGCUGCUUGAUAAUGGUUUGUUGUAUGUCCUGUGUAAUACAUUAGCAGCACUCAAUGGACUGGAACAAAACAUUCCCUUGAAUGACUACAAGCUACUUGCAUGUGAUAUUCAACAGUUACUAGUCGCAGUCACAAUCCAUGCCUGUAGUUCUUCAGGAUCUCAGUACUUUCGUGUUGUCGAAGAUCUUAUUGUAUUAUUGGGACAUCUUCAGAAUAGUAAAAAUGAGAGGACACAAAAUAUGGCAAUUACACUGCAGUUCAGAGUUCUUCAUGCAGCUAUUGAAUUAAUAAAAACUACAGCAAACCAAGAUUCUCAGGAACAGGCCAACUCUCUACAUUUACCUGCUACCUGCCAUCAUGCAAUGUUACAGAAACGUAAAAGCAUUGCUGGUUCCAGAAAACUUUCCAUUGCUCAGUCUGAUACGCUGCUGAUGAAAAUGCGUUCAGUAGCAAGUGAUGAACUCAAUAUGAUGAUACAGCGGAGAAUGAGCCAAGAGAAUCCAGUCAGAGCUACUGAAACUGAGUUUGUGCAGAGGUUACAGAGACUAACUGUUCUAGCUGUUAACAGGCUCAUUUAUCUAGAAUCUACUCAGGAUUGCCUUUAUGUACUGGGUGCACCAGAGACCACAAUCCAAAGCAGACUUUCAGCAUCUCAGUUGGAAGCAUCUGAAGAGGAAGAGCACCGAGAGCUGCCUAAUGAUACAAAUCCUUUUCUGAAAGAAAUGAUCAAAAUACUAAUUGAGGGGAUCAAAGUAUCUAUUAGUACGAGCAGAAUGAGCACUCCCAGGCACCAGUGGAAGAGAGUCCUCUGGUCAUGUAAAGAUACGUUCCGUACGCAACUUGGAAGACUCCUCGUGAAUGUUUUGUCCCCAGCAAGACCCUUGCAGGAAAGAAAACUAGCUUUGGACAUAGUGUGUGAAACAAACCACCAGGAGAUUUUGCGAGACUGUCUGAGUCCAACUUUACAUCAUGGACCUAAAUUAGCCCUCUAUUUGUAUGACUUAAUGCAUGAUCACAAGGAUGAAUUGACGGAAGAAGAACAAGAAUCAGCAAGAACAUUUGUAGAUGCAUUGAAAUCUUGUGGGUAUAAAAGCAUUCCUUCCACUGCACUGCUAAAACCAGACAUCAUUAAAGCUAUGAAAGAGGAUCAAAAAAAGUAUGAGGCAGAAGAAGGUGUGAACAAAGCUGCUUGGGAGAAGACUAUGACUAACAAUCGGCAAAAUCUCUUUCAACGGCUGGAUGCAAAGUCAAAAGAUAUUUCCAAAAUAGCUGCAGACAUCACCCAAACAGUCUCUCUCUCUCAGGGGAUGGAAAGAAAGAAGGUGAUUCAGCAUAUUAGGGGUAUAUAUAAGGCAGACUUAAGUGCCAGUAGACACUGGCAGGAACUUGUUCAGCAGCUUACACAUGAUAGAGCACUUUGGUAUGACCCUGUCUACUAUCCAACAUCUUGGCAACUGGAUCCAACAGAAGGCCCAAAUAGAGAGAGACGCCGUUUGCAGAGGUGCUAUUUGACCAUACCAAAUAAAUACCUUCUCCCAGACAGGCAGAAACAGGAGGAAGUAAUCGAACCCCCAUUGUCUUACUUAUUUGAAGAUAAAACUCAUUCCUCUCACUCUUCCACUGUCAAAGACAAAGCAGCAAGUGAGAAUAUAAGAGUUAAUCGAAGAUGCAUUAGUGUGGCACCGUCUCGAGAGACAGCUGGUGAACUGUUGUUAGGAAAAUGUGGAAUGUAUUUUGUUCAAGACAAUGCUUCUGAUACAAUUGAAAAUUCUAGUUUUCAUGGAGAAACUGAACCAGCAUCCUUUUCUUGGACAUAUGAAGAAAUUAAGGAAGUUCAUAAGCGUUGGUGGCAGUUAAGAGACAAUGCUGUGGAAAUAUUUCUGACAAAUGGUAGAACUUUGCUUUUAGCUUUUGAUAACACAAAGGUCCGUGAUGAUGUGUACCACAGCAUCUUAACGAAUAACCUGCCUAACCUUUUGGAAUAUGGAAAUAUUACUGCUUUGACCCACUUGUGGUACACAGGACAGAUUACUAAUUUUGAAUAUCUGACUCAUUUAAAUAAGCAUGCUGGCCGUUCCUUUAAUGAUCUCAUGCAAUAUCCAGUGUUUCCAUUUAUCCUUUCUGACUAUACCAGUGACUCUCUGGACCUAAAUGAUCCAUCUGUUUAUAGAAACUUAGUCAAACCUAUUGCUGUACAGUCUAAAGAAAAGGAAGAUCGUUAUGUGGAUACGUAUAAGUACUUGGAAGAGGAAUACCGUAAAGGAGCUCGAGAGGAUGACCCAAUGCCCCCUGUGCAACCUUACCACUAUGGCUCUCAUUACUCCAACAGUGGAACUGUACUUCACUUCCUUGUCAGACUACCUCCUUUUACUAAAAUGUUUUUAGCCUAUCAAGAUCAGAGUUUUGACAUUCCAGACAGAACCUUUCACUCCACCAAUACAACCUGGCGUCUCUCAUCCUACGAAUCUAUGACUGAUGUAAAGGAGCUAAUCCCAGAAUUUUUCUACCUCCCAGAGUUUUUAGUUAACAGAGAAGGUUUUGAUUUUGGAGUGCGACAGAAUGGUGAAAGAGUUAAUCAUGUCAAUCUCCCACCGUGGGCACGUAAUGAUCCUCGUCUCUUCAUCCUGAUUCAUCGUCAAACUUUGGAGUCUGACCAUGUUUCCCAGACAAUCUGUCAUUGGAUAGAUUUGGUGUUUGGAUAUAAGCAGAAGGGCAAGGCUUCAGUUCAGGCUAUAAAUGUUUUCCAUCCUGCUACAUACUUUGGGAUGGAUGUUUCUGCUGUUGAAGAUCCUGUUCAAAGAAGAGCUUUGGAAACCAUGAUAAAAACAUACGGACAGACCCCUCGUCAGUUAUUCUACACAGCGCACAUCAGCAGACCGGGGUCCAGGCUCAUAAUGGAAGGAGAACUUCCUGCUGCGAUGGGGUUAUUAGUGCAGUUUGCUUUCAGAGAAACCAGGGAGCACACUAAAGAAAUAGUAUAUCCAAGUCCUUUGCCUUGGAUAAAAGGUUUGAAGUGGGGUGAAUAUGUUGGCUCCCCAAGCUCUCCAGAUCCUGUUGUUUGUUUUAGUCAGCCACAUGGGGAGAGGUUUGGCUCUUUGCAAGCUCUGCCAACUAGAGCUAUUUGUGGUCUCUCCCGAAAAUUCUGCCUUCUGAUGAUAUAUAGCAAAGAACAAGGUGUGAGAAGCAUGCAUAGUACAGAUAUCCAGUGGUCAGCCAUUCUGAGUUGGGGAUAUGCCGAUAACAUUUUAAGACUAAAAAGCAAGCAAAGUGAACCUCCAGUAAACUUUAUACAGAGUUCGCAGUUCCACCAGGUAACAAGUUGUGCUUGGGUGCCAGACAGCUGUCAGCUUUUUACAGGUAGCAAAUCUGGUGUCAUCACAGCAUAUGUGAACAAGUUCACCAGUAGUACACCAUCUGAAAUAGAAGUGGAGUCUCAGGUACAUCUGUAUGGUCACACAGCAGAAAUAACCAGCUUAUUUGUCUGCAAACCAUACAGUAUAAUGAUAAGCGUCAGCGAGGAUGGAACCUGUGUAAUAUGGGACUUGAACAGACUUUGCUAUGUCCAGAGCCUUGCUGGGCACAAAAGUCCAGUGACAGCAGUCUCUGCUAGUGAAACAACUGGUGAUAUUGCAACAGUUUGUGAUUCAGUUGGAGGUGGUAGUGACCUGAGACUUUGGACAGUCAAUGGUGAUCUUGUAGGACAUGUACACUGCAGGGAAAGCAUUUGCUCUGUUGCUUUCUCCAACCAGCCUGAAGGAGUUUCUGUCAACGUUAUUGCAGGGGGGCUUGAAAAUGGAGUUGUAAGGCUGUGGAGCACAUGGGACUUGAAACCUGUACGUGAAAUAACAUUUUCCAAAUCGAAUAAACCUAUUGUAAGCCUUACAUUUUCCUGUGAUGGUCAUCACUUGUACACAGCUAAUAGUGAUGGAAAUGUUAUAGCUUGGUGUCGCAAGGACCAGCAACGCUUGAAGCUGCCCAUGUUCUAUUCAUUCCUAAGCAACUACGCAGCUGGAUGAUGAGACUCUUUAUGCUGCUAAACCACCGUGACUCUAAAGCACUUUAAAAAUCAAACUAGAUGCUAGAACCUCUGUUGUUUAACUGGAUUUUGAAAAAGAUUGAUUAUCUGUCAAACAAGUCAAUUGAUUUACAAAAAGGCUAUUGUAAAAUGUAUAUAUGCAUGCCUAAAACUUAAGCAUAUCAAAUUCACAAGGAAGCUCUGGUCUUGUAUUUUGAUACCAGCAAAGUGAUGCAUAAAUGCUCCAACCAACAAACUGAAAUGCUGCAGUGUGAAAUGUAAUAGUAUUUUCUUAAUCACUUCUUGGAAACAAGUAUUCCCAAUAUUGAAUCAUGAGUGGUAACUCUUCUUUCAUCUGUUGUAAAAUAAGAGUAGCAUUAAAUUCUUAAAUAUCUAUAAGAAUGUCAAUGAGUAUAUCUGGUUAGUUGAAUAUAAUAUGGCUGGCUUUGAGAUAAGUGCCCAGUAACUUUAAAAUCCAAGAUUCAAAAUUGCUUUUUUAAGAAGCAAGUGACUCAGUAGGUGCUUUUUGCACCAACCAUUUUAUGGUGUCAGUAAUGCUAAAAAUUGAACUUGUGUUAUGAAUCUUGAUAGUCUGUAACUUUUGCUGGCUGUCUCUUCAUCUCUGGUCUAAAACCAGACAAACAAAUAUGCUUGUGCCUUAAUACAGGCAAACAUCUCAUGCUACCAUGAAGCAAUACUUUAAACCAGGUUUUUAUGUAAUUGUAAACUGCAAAGAUUCAUAACAUUAGUUAUUGUGAGUCUGUGUGGCAGAAUGUUUAAUUUGCAUCCCAGAGCUAAAAAUACCCACAAAGAAUGGCACAGAUGUGCUCCCAUUUAUUGUCAUUGAAAGUUAGAUUUAAACAUCUUAUAGCAUAUUUAACUGCUUGACUUAUCAAUGUUAACUGGCAACAAAUCAUUUGGAAAAGUUUACACAGAUAUACAGUGCAAAUACACUAUUUAUUUCUAGGUGCUAUUUUUUGAAGAAAGUACUGCUGAUACAAAGUAGAAAUCAAAUUAGGCCAGGUCAAAAGCCAACUCCUUAUAAGCUGGCAAAAUUAAUUUUGAAAAGAACUCUUUGGCAGUAGUCUCAACAUAUAACUGACAUAGUGAAUAACUUAAUUAUUCUGAGACUGAGUAUUGACUGAGGGUAACUAUUUCCUCCACUACAAAAAUGUUAAAACCCAAGAUUGUCACAUACCUAAACCUAUGAAGUAAUUUAAAACAUUUUCCUCAAACUCAUUUUGCCUUGAAAUUGUUUACACAGUCCACCUCUAACAUGCAGAUUUUAAUUGUUCUAUUUCAUUUUAUUUAGUGUCUGUUUCAAAUACUGUACCAUAACUUAACAAAUUCUAGAUCGUUGUAUGUGUUUAUGUAUUUUUCUUUAUCACAAACCUGUGAAUUUCUUUUGAAAAUUCCAAACAUAAAGGAAUUUACAGAAAUUCUUGUGACUUUUUCUAGAUUUUCAAAAACUGUCCACCUAUGCUAUUUAAAUGUCUUUCCAUAGGUCCAUAUAAUGAAAGUAGAUAAUUGGUCCAGUUAAACAAAUGGCUGAAUACUGUAUGAAUUUAAACUGCAUAUAUUAUAGAUUCAUUGAAUGGGAUGGCUUUAAUCAUGUUUUUCUUAGUCUAAAUGUUAAUUUAAGAUCCAAAUACAAACUGAGAAGUUUGGUUCAUGUUGAAGUGAUGUGUUUAAUUUAAAAAAAAAAAAAAAAAAAAAAACUUAUUUGGGAACUUCAUUUACUCCCAUAUUUGAAUCUGAUUUUGGCGCGUUGCUCAUGGAGUCUUAUUUUUAAAAGGCAGAAUUCUAUUUGUUAUAAAUCUGAUGUGCAAAAUAGUUGGUCUUGUAAAAAGUGCAAUAUAUUUUUAUGUAAAAACACAGAUGAAUUUUUGGAGCGGGGAAUAGUUAUUCAGCUUGAUAACAACAUGUUCUAGAAAUAUGUUAAAACACCUCACAAGAGUACAUGUGUAUGUCAUUGAAAAUUCUUGUAAAUAAUCACAUGCUACCUUAUCUUUGUAUACACUGCCACUUAGGUUGUUGGGUAAUAAAUAAUUUGAUACAAAUA